This is a messenger RNA of Glarea lozoyensis ATCC 20868, 1611 nucleotides long. Its product is annotated as amino acid permease. Gene Ontology annotation, molecular function: amino acid transmembrane transporter activity. The coding region runs from base 1 to 1611 and encodes 536 amino acids. Lineage: Eukaryota; Fungi; Ascomycota; Leotiomycetes; Helotiales; Helotiaceae. Gene Ontology annotation, biological process: amino acid transmembrane transport. The transcript has 2 exons. The record is from RefSeq and is a predicted model, not a curated record. Gene Ontology annotation, cellular component: membrane.
AUGUCGGACAUCCAGAAACCUCAAUACGGAAGAACAGACGUGGAUCUAGCUCGCGGCAAUGGAGCGCAAGAAAUCGAUCCAGAAAGCGGCGUGAAGCGAGGUCUCAAAACUCGACAUCUGAGUAUGAUGGCCCUGGCAGGAAUCAUAGGACCUGGUCUCCUCGUCGGAUCCGGAGGUGCACUCUCAAGUGGUGGACCAGCGGCUCUGCUGAUCGGAUUCGGAGUGAUUGGUAUAAUUGCUUUCAGUAUCAUGCAGUCGUUGGGAGAGAUCACGACUUUAUAUCCGACGGGAGGAGCUUUCACAAGUCUGGCCGACCGGUUCGUUGAUAAGGCGUUUGGGGUGGCGGUUGGAUGGAAUUACUUCAUUAUCUGGGCUGCUGUCCUGGCUAAUGAAUAUAAUGCUGUCUCUUCGAUUUUCGUCUUUUGGAGCGACAAGGUCCCUUUGUGGGGAUAUUUCUUGCUCUUCUGGUUUGCGUUUCUAGCAUUCCAGCUUCUUGGAGUUGAGGCAUUCGGGGAGGCCGAAUUUUGGCUUGCUCUUCUCAAACUCGGUGGCUUGGUAGCUUAUUUCCUCUUUGCUAUCGUGUAUGCAGCAGGAGGUCUGAAAGGCCAAGAUGGAGCGUUAGGGUUUCGUUAUUGGAAUGACCCCGGAGCCUUUGCCGACGGGUUUCCAGGUGUUGCAAAGGUCUUUGUAUUCUGCUCAACCUUCUAUGCUGGUGUAGAAUCAGUGGCUGUUGCUGCUACAGAAACUCGAAAUCCACGACAUGCAGUUCCUUUGGCAAUUCGUCAAGUAUUUUGGCGUAUCCUGUUCAUAUACAUGGGUUCUGCCUUUUUUUUUGGUCUAACAUGCCCUUCCAACGCUGACGGUCUUGUCAAUGGUGGUAGCAGAGCUUUGAAAUCGCCAAUGACAGUUGCGAUCCAGAACGCUGGCUGGGAAGGAGGAGUACACCUCGUGAAUGCUUUCAUCUUCGCCACAUGUCUUUCAGCAACCAAUAGUUCGAUAUAUAUUGGCUCUCGAACGAUUCUAUUCAUGGCUCAGGAAGGAAAGGCUCCAAAAUUCCUGGGAUACACAGACAAGCGAGGCGUUCCAAUCUUCGCCAUCAUCUUCACAAAUCUGUUCGGUGCUCUAUCCAUGAUGAAUGUAAGCACAGGUGCUAGUGCAGCAUAUGGAUACAUCGUAAAUCUGAGCGGUGUAUCAACUUUCUUAGUUUGGGGAUCAAUCUCUUUCACCCACAUUCGCUUCCGACAAGCUUGGGUAUCUCAAGGGCGAACUGUUGAUCAAUUACCAUUCAAAUCGCUCUGGUAUCCAUGGAACGCAUAUUUCGGACUGGGCGCGAACAUAUUCCUGGCAUUCAUCCAAGGCUGGACAACCUUCGCACCUUUCGAUGCUGGAUUAUUUGUCGAUGCGUAUAUUCUUCUCCCGCUUUUCCCUGUUAUUUACUUCGCUUAUAAAUUCUACUUCAAAACUCGGUUUUGGCGAUUGCACGAAAUCGAUCUCGACUCUGGAAGGAGGGUUGAUCUUGAUGCCGCAGUUGAGGAGGAAUAUUCCGGAUCUGAUGAUGGUCUACAUCCAAGGAAGCAGGCUCUUUGGCGUAGGCUUGCAAAGAACUUCUGA